CUUUUUUUCAUACCCAGACGGUAUUUGCGGUAUUUCGGAGGAGGUCUUUUUACCAUAAAAACAUGAAGCUUUUAUAUGCACAAGUGUUAUCAGUGCUUUCGGUUCGCGGGUUACCAGCGUGUGCAGCUGCGGUUGGGCUAUAAGAACGACCACAGUAUUCAAAACCGCGACAGUCGCGUAAAGUACCACAAUAUUGUACGAUGCCAAAAUACUUGGCACUGGUGAUAGCUCUCGUAGUUGGCUGGUCGACGAAGACCUGGGCCAUAGACGAGGGUUGCGACUACUACCAAGAAAUUUCACCCGGGAAAACGUACUACGUCUACAGCCCUGGGUACCCCGAGUUGUACACUGCCCAACAUUCAUGUCGGUGGUACGCAAAGAGUGAAUCGAAGAUCAAGCUCAGUUGUCAGACAGUUCACCUACCGGCCACCAACAACUGCGCUGGGGACAGACUCUCCGUCUCCUUAAGUGGCGACCUGGAGCUGGCCGAUGCGCACAAUUACUGCGGAAUCGGAAGCUUCACCACCACAUCCAACGGCAACUACAUGAACAUCGUCUUCACGGCGUAUAAGGGAACCACCGGAGGAAGGUUCCUCUGCACCCUCGAAGCGACUGUCUCUGCACCGACCUGCAACUGCGGAUGGAAGAAGCAGUCAAGAAUCGUUGGUGGCGUAGCGACGGGUGUCAACGAGUUUCCGAUGAUGGCCGGACUCGUCGAUCUCCAGCAGCGACAGGUGUUCUGUGGAGGAACCAUCAUAUCCUCGAGGUUUAUUAUAAGCGUCGCUCACUGCUUGCUGAACAUGGAUUCUAAACAAGUCGCCGUUUUGGUUGGCGAUCACGAUCUUUCUACUGGCACCGAUACAUCGGCAGCGAAAAUUCACCUGGUUGAAAAAAUCAUUCUUCAUGAAUCGUACAACACCGAAACUAACGCAAAUGACAUUUCGUUAUUAAAAAUGGUGAAACCCAUUGAUUUCAAUUUAGAAGUGGGCCCAGUCUGUCUUCCUUUCCAAUACGUCUCUACGUCCUUCGUUGGAAAUACAGUUGAAAUUUUAGGUUGGGGCACGACCGAGUUUGCCGGAGCGAAAUCAGACGUUUUGCAAAAAGCCAAGGUGAACGUCACGUCGCUCUCAAGUUGUCAGCAAUCGUUUUCACAGGUUACAGCCAAACAAAUUUGCACUUACACACCGGGAAAAGACGCUUGUCAGUUUGACAGUGGCGGUCCUCUUCUCUGGCAAAAUCCAAACAGCAGGAGAUUAUUUAUCGUUGGAGAGAUCAGUUAUGGAAGAGCUUGCGCCAGCUCCGCGCCCAGUGUUAACACUCGUAUCACUGCGUACCUGGACUGGAUUUUAGCGAACACAGAAGGUUACACUUACUGCAUUGUUGAGUGA
Molecule: messenger RNA, 1388 nt
Organism: Diprion similis
Lineage: Eukaryota; Metazoa; Arthropoda; Insecta; Hymenoptera; Diprionidae
Product: venom serine protease 34-like
Exons: 8
Coding region: 201-1388 (395 amino acids)
Biological process (GO): proteolysis
Molecular function (GO): serine-type endopeptidase activity
Source: RefSeq, a predicted model, not a curated record